GGGAAAUUCACUCCGACUUGUCAAGAAAAUUUCUCCAGCUGUGUGCACCGAAACCAAAACAAAACGUUUAGUGGUGAUCUUUCUAAUUUUUUAUAUUUAAAAUGCAGCUGAACGACAAUUUUGCUUGAAACGUUUGAAAUUCGAAGUUUUGCGAGGAGAAGAAGAAAACAAUCGCCGAAAUGAGGAGGUCGCACGCCAACCAAACUUAUUCAUUCCAACCAAACUCGCCGGUAGAGGAGGAAAAUGAGAGAAUGACUGACCAACUCAAAGACAAAAUCGGGUCACUCAGAACGCUCUGCAUUGACAUGGGAACUGAGGUCAAAUACCACAACAAACUGCUGACAGAGAUGGAUGAUGAUAUGGAAGGUUCGCGCGGCUUCAUUGGAAAGGCAAUGGAUCGAGUGAUUCGGCUGAGCAAAGGGAGCCACAACUACCACUUGGUCUAUCUAUUUCUGUUCUGCCUGUUCGUAUUUUUCCUGCUGUGGAUCAUUCUCAAAUUCAGAUGAUGGAUUUCGGCGACGCUCAAACUUGAAAUCACCUCAAGUUUAAUAAAUUACAUUCUAUUUAUAUAAAUUUAUUGAGAAAAAAAACUGCAUAUUAUUAA
Messenger RNA from Neocloeon triangulifer, 604 nucleotides. RefSeq names its product BET1 homolog (gene Bet1). Gene Ontology annotation, cellular component: Golgi trans cisterna; SNARE complex. Gene Ontology annotation, biological process: vesicle fusion with Golgi apparatus; endoplasmic reticulum to Golgi vesicle-mediated transport. Bases 180 to 506 code for a protein of 108 amino acids. Gene Ontology annotation, molecular function: SNAP receptor activity. Lineage: Eukaryota; Metazoa; Arthropoda; Insecta; Ephemeroptera; Baetidae. The transcript has 5 exons. The record is from RefSeq and is a predicted model, not a curated record.